AUGAAGGUUAAUAAACUUGAUGGAAAGAUGUCAGGUGAGGGAGAUAAUGUGAAGGUGGCCAUCCGUUGCCGGCCUCUUAACGAGAAAGAAAUUGCCAAUGAAUGCAAACAGACUGUCUUCAUUGAUUCCAUGAGGGGCACGGCUUCUGUUGAGAAUCCGAAUGCAUCCCAUGGGGAACCGAUGAAAGUUUUCACAUUCGAUACCGUCUUCGGACAUGACUGUAAACAGGUCGAUGUCUAUAAUGAAAUUGCUCGUCCAAUUAUAGAUUCUGUUCUUGGAGGUUACAAUGGAACCAUUUUUGCUUACGGUCAGACAGGAACUGGCAAGACUUUCACCAUGGAAGGUCUUCGAGCAGUGGCUGAAAUGAGAGGCAUCAUACCCAAUUCUUUCGCUCAUAUUUUUGGUGCCAUCGCCAAAGCGGAAGGCGAAACUCGUUUUCUCGUACGGGUUUCUUAUCUGGAGAUUUAUAACGAGGAGGUGCGGGAUCUUCUUGGAAAGGACCAAAAUCAGAGACUAGAGGUGAAAGAGAGACCAGAUGUUGGGGUUUACGUCAAGGAUUUGUCGGCGUUUGUGGUGAACACUGCCGACGACAUGGACCGAAUUAUGACCAUUGGAAACAAGAAUCGAGUCGUUGGGGCCACAAAUAUGAACGCCCAUAGUUCCCGAUCGCAUGCCAUUUUCUCUGUAACUAUUGAAUGCAGCGAAAAGGGAAUUGAUGGCCAUCAGCAUGUACGUAUGGGGAAACUCCAUUUGGUUGACCUGGCGGGUUCUGAGCGACAGACCAAAACUGGCGCCACCGGCCAAAGAUUAAAAGAAGCUACAAAGAUCAACUUAUCCCUCUCAACUUUAGGUAAUGUUAUAUCUGCUCUUGUGGAUGGCAAAAGUAGCCAUAUUCCUUAUCGGAAUUCUAAAUUGACUCGUUUGUUGCAGGAUUCUCUUGGAGGGAACUCUAAAACUGUGAUGAUUGCCAAUAUCGGCCCGGCUGAUUAUAAUUACGACGAGACCAUUAGCACAUUGCGGUAUGCAAAUCGUGCCAAAAAUAUUAAGAAUAAAGCCAAGAUUAAUGAAGAUCCUAAAGAUGCCCUCCUGCGCCAAUUCCAGGAAGAAAUCAGAGAACUCAAGAAACAGUUGGAACAAGGCAUCUCCAACGAAAACGAUUACACUGACGGGGAUGCUGAAAUCAUUGAGAAAGAUGGCCAGAAUUUCAAGAACAAAAAAGAUAAGAAAUCAUGGAAGAUCUCCAAAGAGAAAAUGUCUGAGAUUGAACAGAAGAUUGCAGAAGAUCGGAAACUCUUAGAGGAAAAGAAAGACAUGGAGGAGGAGGAACGGAACAAAAUCAAAGAUAGUUUGGACGAAAAAGAAUCGGAAUUAAGGAAAUACCACGAGGAAAUGAAUCAGCUCAGUGAGAAGCUGGCCGCCAUUGAGAAAAAAAUUAUUGUCGGAGGGGAGAAUCUCUUGGAAAAAGCUGAAGAGCAAGAACGUCUUUUGGGAGAAAGCGCUUGUGAGCUGGAGAAGCGGAAACAACACGAGGAAGAGCUGAGAAAGGCUCUGGAAGAAAAAGAACAAGAGCGACUGGAUAUCGAAGAGAAAUACUCUAGUCUCCAAGACGAGAUUACUGGUAAGACGAAAAAGCUGAAGAAAUGUUGGAUGAUGUACACUCAGGCAAAAAUCGAGAUAGCCGAUUUGCAGAAGGAUCAUCAACGCGAAAUGGAAGGGUUGCUUGAAAAUGUCCGACAGCUGAGCCGUGAACUCAAGUUGCAAAUGUUGAUCAUCGACAAUUUUAUUCCGAUGGAGUUCCAGAAAAUGCUUGAGCACUACGUCCAUUGGAACGAAGAUAUCGGAGAAUGGCAGCUGAAGUGUGUUGCCUACACGGGUAACAAUAUGCGGAAACAGUCCGCCCAGUCGGAGGAAUGCCGGGAGAAUUUUGGAGAGGUCGACCUCUCUAAUAUUUAUCUUGCUUACACCCAAGAAGGUGCGACGCAAGCUGUGAGGCCAAAGUCGAGCAAAGUGUCCAAAUCCGGCCGUCCGAAGACUGCAUCAAGGCCGAAGACAUCCAAGAAGAAGAGGAAGGAUCUGGAUAUAGAGACAACUUUGCAGUGA
Messenger RNA from Acanthosepion pharaonis, 2100 nucleotides. NCBI's taxonomy places the organism in Eukaryota, Metazoa, Mollusca, Cephalopoda, Sepiida, Sepiidae. The record is from the annotation of a GenBank genome assembly.